Molecule: messenger RNA, 783 nt
Organism: Argiope bruennichi
Lineage: Eukaryota; Metazoa; Arthropoda; Arachnida; Araneae; Araneidae
Gene: eEF1beta
Product: elongation factor 1-beta-like
Exons: 7
Coding region: 82-753 (223 amino acids)
Biological process (GO): translational elongation
Cellular component (GO): cytosol; eukaryotic translation elongation factor 1 complex
Molecular function (GO): translation elongation factor activity; guanyl-nucleotide exchange factor activity
Source: RefSeq, a predicted model, not a curated record
CUUCUCCCACUUUUUCUGAUCUACGUUGCCGGUUGAGUGGAGAUUUCAGACGGUUUCAAAAAAUUUCUAAUUUUUUUCAAAAUGGGUUUCGGUGAUCUUAAAACUAAUGCUGGACUUAAGUCCCUUGAUGAAUUCUUAGCAGAUAAUAGUUACAUUGAAGGGUUUCAACCAUCCCAGGCUGAUACAACUGUAUUUCAAGCCUUGAAAUCUCCACCAAAUGCAGAAUUUCCUCAUGCUCUCAGAUGGUACAAUCACAUCAAGUCUUUCGGCAAUGGUAUCACUAGUUUUCCUGGAGUUAAAAAGGACAUAAGUGCUUUCACUGAUGCUUCAAGCGCUUCACCUGCCAAAGCUAGUAAAGCUGGUGGAGAUGAUGAUGACUUGGAUUUAUUUGGAUCAGAUGAUGAAGAAGAUGCAGAAGCAGAGAAGUUGAAACAAGAGCGACUGAAGCAGUAUGCAGAGAAGAAAUCAAAAAAACCUGGUGUCAUUGCCAAGUCCAGUGUAGUUCUGGAUGUCAAACCAUGGGAUGAUGAAACAGACAUGGCAGAGCUUGAAAAAUGUGUACGCACUGUUGAAUGUGAUGGCCUGAAAUGGGGAGCUUCUAAACUUGUACCUCUUGCCUAUGGUAUUAAGAAACUGCAAAUUAUGUGUGUUGUAGAGGAUGAUAAGGUCAGCAUUGAUUGGCUACAAGAAGAAAUACAAAACUUUGAAGAUUAUGUUCAAUCUGUAGAUAUUGCUGCCUUCCAAAAAAUAUAAACAUAGAAAUAAAUUAUUCCAGCAUUUGUA